AACUUCACUGUGCUCGUAUCUUUGUCUCCGCAUCCUCUCUGGAAAGAACAAAAAAACAAAACAAACUAUGUCGAGUAAGAAACCCUUUGUGGAUGAGUGAAUGUGUGUGGAUGAGGGAGAGUGUGUGUGUGUGUGUGUGUGUGAGAGAGAGAGAGAGAGAGAGAUUAACGGUGAGCGCGCAGCACGCCCCCGCCCCAUGUCGUCCAUCCAUCCGCGGUGAGAGUGAACAUGACGGCCCGGUCUGUGCGGUCCCUGUCCGGAGCCCUGAAGCCCGUGUUCAGCAACCGGUUGGCCAGGGUUUAUGGUGCAGCUACAUGUAAUCAGAGACACAAGUCCACUUACACUAUCAUAGCUCCACCGGCACGGUAUGGAGGCAGGCACACUGUGACUUUGAUUCCCGGAGAUGGCAUCGGACCAGAGCUGGCCAACCACGUGCGUGAACUAUUCCGGUUCUGCUGUGUGCCAGUGGACUUUGAAGUUGUCAACGUGGACUCAUCUAUGGCCUCAGAAGAUGACAUCAAUAAUGCCAUAAUGGCUAUCAGACGCAAUGGAGUUGCACUAAAAGGUAACAUUGAGACCAACCACAACUUGCCACCAUCCUACAAGUCCAGAAACAACCUGCUCCGCACCACUCUGGAUCUGUAUGCCAAUGUGAUGCACUGCCAGUCUCUACCAGGAGUGAGGACGCGCCACAGCAACAUCGACAUCAUGAUCAUCAGGGAGAACACCGAGGGAGAGUACAGCAGCCUGGAGCACGAGAAUGUACCGGGCGUUGUUGAAUGUCUGAAGAUCAUCACCAAAACCAAAUCUUUACGUAUCGCUGACUACGCAUUUAGAAGUGCUCGGGCUAAAGGACGCAGACGAGUCACUGCUGUACACAAAGCUAACAUCAUGAAGUUGGGCGACGGCCUCUUCCUGGAGUGCUGUAAGGAGGUUGCCAGCGGUUACCCUGAAAUCACCUUCGACAGCAUGAUUGUGGACAACACUACCAUGCAGCUGGUUUCCAGGCCCCAGCAGUUUGAUGUGAUGGUCAUGCCCAACCUGUAUGGCAACGUUGUGAGCAAUGUGUGCGCCGGGCUGGUUGGUGGGCCGGGCCUGGUGCCUGGAGCGAACUAUGGAGAGGACUACGCCGUGUUUGAGACGGGCACCAGGAACACCGGGAAGAGCAUCGCUAACCGCAACACAGCAAACCCCACGGCCAUGCUGCUGGCCUCCUGCCUGCUGCUGGAUCACCUGAAGCUCCACGCCUACGCCAGCAUGAUCCGCAGAGCCAUCCUCUCCACUGUCACUGAGACUCGGCUGCACACUGCCGACCUGGGAGGCCAAGGCUCCACCUCGGAAGUGGUCCAGUCCAUCAUGAAUGCUGUUCAGAGCACCGGGCCCCGGACACUGAGCGUCUAGAACAAACACACACAUAUAUAUGCUAAAUCUCUCACACAGCAGAGAUGUGUAUAUUAGUAUGCCUCUCUUCAGUGGGUCUUCUAUGCAAUUUCAUAAUAACACCAGUGAGUUGAUUGAUAGUAACACUGAAAUGAAACUACACACAAACAGUUUGCAUGUCCAUGCAAUAGUUUUUAUUUCUUCAUACGUAAUGAAGAAAUAUAGUAGUAUAUAAAAGCUCUUGUUUUUUGAAGUUGAUUGAGCACCUUGUUUGCAUCUAUACUUUACCUAUUUCAUUAGUUUAUUUAUAUAUUGUGGUUAUUUUAUUGGUUUAUUUAUAUAUUAUUAAGUGAAACCAGUUGUUCUUCAUGCAUGUUCUUCAAAUUUAACUUAUUUUAAAUCAAACAGCUGUUGUUCAUCUACUGAAACCCAGCUGUCCUACUCCUGAAUGUUGGGCAGCUGCUGAUCUGAGCCCUACACCUCUAAUAAAGCUCAUGUCCCUGUA
Molecule: messenger RNA, 1885 nt
Organism: Siniperca chuatsi (mandarin fish)
Lineage: Eukaryota; Metazoa; Chordata; Actinopteri; Centrarchiformes; Sinipercidae
Product: isocitrate dehydrogenase [NAD] subunit gamma, mitochondrial-like
Exons: 12
Coding region: 229-1401 (390 amino acids)
Biological process (GO): isocitrate metabolic process; tricarboxylic acid cycle
Cellular component (GO): mitochondrion
Molecular function (GO): magnesium ion binding; oxidoreductase activity, acting on the CH-OH group of donors, NAD or NADP as acceptor; NAD binding
Source: RefSeq, a predicted model, not a curated record